This is a messenger RNA of Zophobas morio, 6256 nucleotides long. RefSeq lists its product as uncharacterized. The transcript is spliced from 3 exons. The coding region runs from base 796 to 6027 and encodes 1743 amino acids. Gene Ontology annotation, molecular function: protein binding. The record is from RefSeq and is a predicted model, not a curated record. NCBI's taxonomy places the organism in Eukaryota, Metazoa, Arthropoda, Insecta, Coleoptera, Tenebrionidae.
GUACACGCGAUCGGGCGUAUUGAUUUGUACAUACACAUUAGUCAUUAAGUAAAUUAUGUAGUAUAUCUAACAAUUUUUGACAAAUGGGAUAACUUGCAGCCGAAGCGAACGCGAAUACCACUACGAAUAAUUAUUAUUUACAAAAUAUAUGCAAUGAAUUUCGUGUACAACUUAAAAUACCCUACUUUUUAGGAAAAGUCCGGACAUUUAUUGUAUUACAACACACUGAUUUCCACAGAUUCAGACGGUAACUAUCCACAUAGAAAACAAUUUAAACACCAUUUGGAUCAUCCAGUUGUGAAUGGUGUCGAUGUUCAACGAUCGUUUUCACCAUUCAAGACAUUAUUAACAUUAAAACACACUCGUUUGAUCCAUGAAGAUGUAAAAAACUUGGUAUUUAUGUAUACAAACAACAAACAAUGCAAAAUUGUUUUGGACGGAAACGGAUAAACCCAAGAUAGUGCUGUGCGUAGUUGUAGUGGGGGUUAUUUGUCGAGUAUUCACUUAUUUCGGGCCUUUCCCCGUAUCAGAGUGAGUAAUUCUGCGGUGAUCAUGAUAUUCAAACACAUAAAAACAUAUAAACUUAUUGCCAGAUCGAAUAGCAACGUAUAAACAAGUUUUCAUUAUUUCAAUCAGUAACACUUCUGCUUAUCAACUUUUGUUGUCGGAAAACGGGAACGUGUUAUUUUUCAGAAUUUUUCUCUGUGACAUGUACCAGCUAAAUCAAAAAUUAGGAAGUACAUAAUUGUAAACCUCUGCAGUCAAGACAAGCUAUAAAGACAAUAUUAUAUCAUCAUGGACUCAGGGUCGGACCAGGAUAGUCAAGAAGAAAAUGAUAGAUUAAAAAAAUUGGAAGAAGAAAUGAAGCGGAUAAAAGAAAAGAAAAUUAAAACAAACUCAUCGAAAAGACAAAGCACAGGAACCUCCAUCACUCUGCAACCUGAAGCAGCUAGUUCCUCUUCGAACGUGUGCCCUAAGGAUCGGUUUCGCACCUACAAAAAGCUUCCUGGAGUUGUAGAUCAUGGCAAGGAAUAUGAAAAAAUGAUGUGUGGAUUCUACGCUUUAAAAUUGAUUGCGCGUGAUGACGUGGAAGAUUUUGAAAUGACUACGAACAACAAAGAAUAUGGACUUUUCGAUGAUAUCGGACUCAUGGUUACAUUCAAAAACCAGAAAAAACGCACCUAUCUCAUUCAACUCAAACACAAAGAAGGAAGAAAGUCCGUCACAAGUAACAAUCUACUUAAUGACAAAAAUGAUUUUGGCGUUCAAAAAUAUUUUAAUUCUGUAUCGACCCUUAAUAUCACGGAAGACGUUGUUUGCAUUCUCUAUACAAAUUCGUCUACAUAUAUCACACAAAAUACACAAAUAUCAGCAAAUAUUAGUCUAGAAUUAUGUGAUAAUAUUGAAUAUGAAGAUUUGCUACUUAACGUCGAACGAAGAAAACCAUCACACAUUUUUCAAGUUGGACAAAAACUAGAUGACAAAACACAAAUGUUUUAUUUUUUUACAGAACAAAAUAACAUCUAUAAGACUAAAGUGGUAGUGGAAAAAAUGUUACACGAGAUGUUACAAUGCAACGUUUACGACUCUUUUAUGCACUUUAUGAGCGAAUGGUGGUCGAAAAACUUUGUCUUGAGCAAAGACGAAGUCAUUGCCAAAUUAACUCAGUUAGUUAUAACACCUUACGUCAAAACUUUAAGCGCUAGCAAACAAAAUACAAAAACAGAAAACCUGAGAAAAGCAAUAAUGAAUUAUUCAUUAACGAUUGUAGAAAACAGCGAAGAAAAUGUUAUCGAAAAUAUAUGGCCAAAUGUGGACAUCCCGAAUGAAGAAUUUAUGAAAACCAAAGAGAAAUUUGGACUAAAAGUAACGGAUCAAGUUACGAUUGCAUGGUUUUUAAACAAAAUUCCUUUGAUUGUAAAAGUGGACGAAUCGAAUAAAACAAUAGUCGAAUGUGUAACGAGAGUAAUGAUGGAUAAAAGUGUCGAAAAGAAACAAAUCAUCUUGGUGGGUAACGUUAUGAAGGGUGAGUUCGAUGGGAUGGACGUUUUUCAAGAUUUAUCUGACCUGAUGAACAAGGCCGAAAACAAGGAACAUUGUGGCUAUAUUUUGCGUAAUUUUACGAUUUCUCUACAAGGAAGAGAACCAGUUUGUUUGGAGAAGUUCAUUACAAUUGACAGAGAAAUCGCUAAGCAUGUUGGAGUCGGUGAACUAUUGAAGAUGUCUCAAGCCCUCUAUGUAAUGGGAAACAAAAAAGAAGAUCUGCCAGUAUUGCACAUCCCAAGAGAUGUAUCUACCACUGUCGUAAAGACAGAUAAAAUUUUUACUAUUUAUAAAUCCCAAGCAAUGGUAAUAAUUAACUGCGACCCGACAUUUAAAGAUCGUUCAUUAACGCAUACAAAGUACAAUUUUGUUGAAAUAUCUCAAUACCUUAGUCCAGAAUAUGUUGCAAAUGAUAACGUUAUUAUUCUUGCCACAAAAGGCAAGUUAACACAUGCUGAGUUUCUUCGGGUUUGUGAUAAAACAAAAAAGUCGAACGUAUAUCUGCUGCAAACAUUUAAUGACAAGUCUUGUGUCCUACUUUUAAGAAAAGGGAACGCAUUACCAUCUGAUGUUUUAAAUGAGGCAUGGAAUAUAUCAGAAACGAAUAUUUUAAAUUGUCUCGAUAAUCCACUUAACGCGAUCUGUGCUCCACCCGGAAUGGGUAAAUCGACAUUAAUGAAAGCUCUUUACAACAAUUGUCCUUCAGAGUAUUGGGCAAUCUACGUUGAUUUGAUAAACUGUAAUUCAUUUUUAGCGAAGAAACCAGAUCCGACAGCAAUAUGGAAUCACUUUUUAGGGACUGAAGGGGCAAAAGAGAAAAGUCUAGAACAAAUUAAGACUAUUUUGCUUAGAAAUAAAAAGUUGUAUCUAUUUCUUGACGGAUUAGAUGAAGUGGAAAGUAGUUACAUCGACUGUGUUUUAAAUUUUGUUAAAGAAGCGUCAUCAAAUUGUAUCAACGUAUGGAUUUCUUCAAGAGAAAAUCUACGCCAGAAAGUCUCAGAAGCAUUAAAUACGGUGUUUGUAGAGAUACAACAAUUAAGUCAAAAACAACAAGAACAGUACAUCCGGAAAAAAUUAAAAGAAAAAUAUGGAGAAACAGGAGUAGCAAAAAUUUUAAAUGCAGUAUUUGCUAGCACAGAUCUAAACAACAGUCAAGAGCUCUUAGGAAUCCCGUUGCAGUUACACAUAAUCGCAGAAAUGUUUCUCACCAACGACGAAGCUUACAACAAGAUUGAAGAACAAAAUAUUUUCGUUUUAACGCAAAUGUAUAAGUUGUUUUUCGAGGGAAAAGUAACAUCCAACAUUGAAAAAAUAGCAGGUAGGGAGAGAGCACAUAUGUUUGGAAACAUUAAAGCAACGCUCCAACAAUACGAAGUUAUUGCUUUAAAAACAUGUCUGGAUACUGAGGAUUUUAGGAAACUAAAUGUGGACUUACACGAAUUAGAAGAUGUUAUAAGCCACUUUAAAGAGAAGCUUGACAUGAACGGAAUAAUUAAGAAUAUAAACGAAAGUGGGGAGGCUGUAUUUGAUCAUCAAACAUACGCGGAAUACUUUGCGUGUGUUUGGCUGAAAAAGAAUAAAGAAAAAGCGCCUUUACUGAGAGGAGUGAUAUUUACUCCGAGGUACGAAAAUUUACGGCUCAUAUUUGACGUAAUGUUGGCGGAAAAUAAACCGUUGCAUUUAUCUAUAGUUUAUAAAAAUUUAGAACAAUUUGAAAAAUUCAAACAUGAAAUAAAUACGAAAGACCAAGGUGGCCGAACGCCAUGGCAACUUAUUUGUUCGUAUGGUAUGAAAUAUCCUCUUUAUUCUUAUUUACAUCCGUUUCUAAGACUCAAUCGAGAGCUUGAUUGGUUUGUGCAUAUGGCAAAGAUUCUCGUUCAAGAACAGAACGAAAUAAUAGAGACAAGCGCAGACAAUGACGUUUUCAAUUUUAUUUGGUUAAGUUAUUGCCUAGAAGCAAAAUGUUUGUACCCCAUCGAACUAAUUUUAGAACGGAAACUGUUGAACUUUUGUGACAUCCAAGAAGACGUUUAUCAACACUAUACGGAAGACACAUUGGCAUACUACGCAGCACAGAUGGGUUACCCUAACAUUCUUUCCGGUGUUAUAGCAAACAACCCAAGGCUCGUCCAUACGAUAUUACGCCAAACAAGUUUCGAUUACGAUAACGAAGCAUUUGGAGAACAUCUCAUGGCAACAGCAGUUAUUAGAACUAAAGACAAAUUUUCUUUUAAAGUUGAACGACAGACUAAUAAAUGCGACAUCCUAAACGGCCAUAGAAAAGCAAUUCAACUAUUUUUAGACAACGGCUUUAAUAUAAAUGCACCAGUUAAAUUUAAAAUCACAGCAUUACAAUUGGCGUCUAAACAUGGUGAUUACGAAAUGACAAAGAUAUUGUUAGACUUUGGCGCCUCGAUUGACGUUGCGGACAAGGAGAAAAAUAACCCUUUGCAUUACGCAUCGGAAUCAUGCCAAUACAAUCGAGACAUAAUAAAAUUAUUUAUUGAGAAAGGCAUCGAUAUAAAUGCACAAAAUGGAACUGGAACGACCGCUUUACAAAUUGCGUGUCGAAAAGGUGAUUAUGAUGUCGUAGAAAUGUUGCUAAAUGCCGGUGCUUCGAUUAAUAUGGCGGACGAAAACAACAAGAACGCGUUCCACUAUGCAUCGGUAUCAUGGGAAGACAAUCGAGAUGUAAUAAAAUUAUUGGUUGAGAAAGGCAUCGACGUAAAUGCACAAAAUAGAAAUGGAACGACCGCUUUACAACUUGCAGGUCGAGAGCGCGAUUAUGAAAUCGCAGAAAUGUUGCUAAAUGCCGGCGCUUCGAUUAAUAUGGUAAACAAAGACAACGAGAACGCGUUACACUGUGCAUCCGAAUCACGGAAAGACAAUCGAAAUAUAAUAAAAUUAUUGAUUGAACAAGGCAUGGACGUAAAUGCACAAAAUGGAAAUGGAACGACCGCUUUACAACUUGCAUGUUUACAAGGAGUUGAUGAAAAUGUAGAAAUGUUGUUAGAUUUCGGCGCCUCGAUUAACAUUGUGGACAAAAACAACAAGAACGCGUUACAUUGUGCAUCCGAAUCACCGAAAGACAAUCGAAAUAUAAUAAAAUUAUUGAUUGAGCAAGGCAUGGACGUAAAUGCACAAAAUGGAAAUGGAACGACCGCUUUACAACGUGCUUGUUUACAUGGUGUUGAUGAAAAUUUAGAAAUGUUGUUAGAUUUCGGCGCCUCGAUUAACAUUGCGGACAAAAACAACAAGAACGCGUUACAUUAUGCAUCGGAAUCAUGGAAAGACAAUCGAGUUAUAAUGAAAUUAUUGAUUGAGAAAGGCAUGGACGUAGAUGCACAAAACGGAAAUGGAACGACCGCUUUACAAUUUGCACUUUUGGAAGGUGCUGAUGAAAAUGUAAAAAUGUUGUUAGAUUUCGGCGCUUCGAUUAACAUAACAAACCAAGAAAACGAAAACGCGUUGCAUUGUGCAUUGGAAUCAUGGAAAGACAAUCGAGACGUAAUAAAAUUAUUGAUUGAGAAAGGCAUCGACGUAAAUGUACAAAAUCGAGAUGGAAUGACAGCUUUACAACUUGCAUGUCUAAACGGUGAUUAUAGGGAAGCAGAAAUUUUGUUAAAUUCUGGCGCUUCGAUUAACCUUGCGGAUAACGACAACGAGAACGCGUUGCAUUAUGCAUCGGACUCAUGGGAAGACAAUCGACAUGUGAUAAGAUUACUCAUUGAAAAAGGCAUCGACGUAAAUGCACAAAAUGGAAAUGGAACGACCGCUUUACAACUUGCGUGUCAAGAACGCGACUAUGAAAUCGUAGAAAUGUUACUAAAUGCCGGCGCUUCGAUUAACAUGACGGACAAAAAUUACAAGAACGCGUUGCAUUGCGCAUUGGAAUCAGAAAAAGACAAUGGAGAUGUAAUAAAAUUAUUGAUGAGAAAGGCAGCAGAACAGAUGACACCCAGCAGUGAUAACCUUGCUCCAUAGUGUGAAGAUUAUCUUUGCAGUCUUUGCUGUAUAUCUACAACAGCGACACCAUCCCACCGCCCAGCUUUCAACGGUACCAGCUCUGGGGUGAAUAAGAGAACAAGAAGUGAACAAGAAGAGAACAAGACAAGAACGAAACGAAAACGAAACUCGCGUUUAUCGGGCUCGAGUACACUUGACAUAAUACAUAUAAAAAAUUAAUAAUCAAUAUUUAUAUCUGUAUAAACAA